GUCCACGUGUGGUCCAUACACACACAUUACGAUAAUUUUGGUCAUUUCGGUCUGUUGCGUUCUUUAAUGAAUUUUUUUCUAUAAUUACAAUCAAUCUAUGAUACAAAUACCAAAAAUGACAUCAAAUGAACAUUUUACUGGCAGUGGAUCAUCAUCAUCAUCACGAAAUAGAUCAUCAUCAACACAACAGCAGAAUGGUUCAAAUACUUCAAGUAGUUCAUCAUCAAACAUAUCAACCAAUUCGGGAACAAAAUCAUCGAAAUUUAUUACAAAUCAUCAACAACAACAACAACCUAAAUCAUCACCACCAAAAUGUUAUGGAUGUCAUAAACCAAUAUUGGAUAGAUAUUUUCUCAAAGCUCUAGAUCAAAUAUGGCAUGAAGAUUGUCUUAAAUGUUCGUGUUGUAAUUGUCGUCUAGGAGAAAUUGGUUCAACAUUAUUCACUAAAGCUGAUCUUAUUCUAUGUAAACGAGAUUAUCUUAGAAUGUUUGGCGCCACUGGAUUCUGUUCAUUAUGUAAUAAACAAAUUCCAGCAUUCGAAAUGGUCAUGCGAGCAAGAGGUAAUGUUUAUCAUCUGGAAUGUUUCAAAUGUGAAGCCUGUAAUCAUAGAUUUUGUGUUGGUGAUCGAUUCUAUUUGCAUGAUAAUAAAAUAUUAUGUGAAUAUGAUUAUGAAGAGCAGAUGGCAUUGAAUCAAAUUCAUCAACAACAACAACAGCAGCAACAACAACAACAACAACAACAAAUACAUCCAUAUUAUCAUACCUUAACGAAUAUAACAGCAACCGAAUUACACCCACCAUUGCAACAACAACAACCACCACCAUCAUCAUUUCCAUCAAUUUUAUCAAAAUCUCCUGCUCAUCAUCAUCAACAUCAACAUCAUCAUCAUCAUCGUCAACAUCAGCCAAUGCAACAUGAUCCAUCAAUAUUAAAUCAAUCUACACUUCUUGAUUUAUCGGAUUGUAAAAUGAAAAUUAAAAAUUAUUUAACACCAUCGCCACCAUCACAACAACCUCUACCAUCAGCAUCAACGGUUGGCUCAUCAACAACGAUGCUAAAUAAUGGACCAAAUGGAUUCUAAGACAACAUAAUAAUAAUCAUUGUUUUUGAAUCAAUCCUUCUUUUUUUUCAUUAUAGUUGUUGUUGUUGUUAUUGUUGUUUUUAUUCAUCAUUCAACUUGAAUCCUACGGACUUUGAAUGGGGAAAAAAAUCAUAAUGAACCCUUUAACAUAACAUUUAUUUUGGCCGGAAUAAACCGGGUUUCUUUUUUUUGGCUUCAAUCUCAUUUUUUCCUUUUAAAUUGAAUAUAGAAAAAUGUUCGAAAUAAACGUUUAUAUCAUUUUAGAAA
Dermatophagoides farinae (American house dust mite) is the source of this 1348-nucleotide messenger RNA. RefSeq lists its product as uncharacterized. Gene Ontology annotation, molecular function: DNA-binding transcription factor binding; transcription coactivator activity. Gene Ontology annotation, biological process: positive regulation of transcription by RNA polymerase II. Gene Ontology annotation, cellular component: nucleus. Lineage: Eukaryota; Metazoa; Arthropoda; Arachnida; Sarcoptiformes; Pyroglyphidae. The record is from RefSeq and is a predicted model, not a curated record.